AUGGAACAGGGGAAGCGUCUGGCUGGCCUCCUCCUGGCUAUUUCUCUUCUUCAAGGUACAAUUGCCCAGUUGAAACAAGAAGAAGCUCUGGUAACAGUGGAUGACAGCCAAGAAGAUGGUUCCGUAUUUCUGACUUGUAACUUGGCAGAAGAAAAUAUCAAAUGGUUUAAAGAUGGGAAGGAAAUAACUACAAAGGAAAAGACAUGGAAUGUGGGAAAUAGUUGGAAGGACCCUAAAGGGACAUAUUGGUGCGAAGGAUCAAAGAACAGUUCCAAACGUCUCCAAGUGUAUUAUAGAAUGUGUCAGAACUGCAUUAGGCUGAGCGCGUCCACUGUGUCGGGCUUCGUCUUCGCCGAAAUCCUCAGCGUUUUCUUCCUUGCUGUUGGGGUGUACUUCAUUGCUGGGCAGGACAGCGUUCGCCAGUCGAGAGCUUCAGACAAGCAGACCCUGCUGUCCAAUGACCAGCUGUACCAGCCCCUCAAGGAUCGGGACGAUGACCAGUACAGCCACCUUCAAGGGAACCAACUGAGGAAAAAAUGA
Molecule: messenger RNA, 540 nt
Organism: Miniopterus natalensis
Lineage: Eukaryota; Metazoa; Chordata; Mammalia; Chiroptera; Miniopteridae
Gene: CD3G
Product: CD3 gamma subunit of T-cell receptor complex
Biological process (GO): positive thymic T cell selection; cell surface receptor signaling pathway
Cellular component (GO): alpha-beta T cell receptor complex; external side of plasma membrane; membrane
Molecular function (GO): transmembrane signaling receptor activity
Source: RefSeq, a predicted model, not a curated record